AUGGUAUCCGUGAAAGACAAGUUGCGGGAAUCGACGCUGCAAUGGUUUGGGCAUGUGAGGAGGAGAGACAUAGAUGCCCCGGUCAGGAGAUGUGAGAGGUUGAACAUGGCGGGCUUAAGGAAAGGUAGGGGUAGGCCAAAGAAAUAUUGGGAAGAGGUGAUUAGGCAGGACAUGUCAGUGCUUCACCUAACCGAGGACAUGACUAGCGAUAAGAAGGUGUGGAGGUCGAGGAUUAAGGUGUUACCCAAUGCAUGUACUAAUUGGAGAUCUGAGGGAGACUUUGGAGCAGCAAGGGUGAUGCUUAGACCAGUAGCCCCUGGUACUGGAGUUAUUGCUGGUGGUGUUGUGCGGAUUGUUCUCGAAAUGGCUGGCGUUGAGAAUGCCUUGGGUAAGCAAUUUGGGAGUAACAAUGCCCUCAACAAUGCAAGAGCCACUGUUGUAGCUGUUCAACAAAUGAGGCAAUUUAGUGAAGUUGCUCAAGACCGUGGGAUUCCUAUGGAAGAACUAUGGAAAUGA
Nicotiana tabacum (common tobacco) is the source of this 516-nucleotide messenger RNA. The record is from RefSeq and is a predicted model, not a curated record. Lineage: Eukaryota; Viridiplantae; Streptophyta; Magnoliopsida; Solanales; Solanaceae.